Sarcophilus harrisii (Tasmanian devil) is the source of this 1580-nucleotide messenger RNA. RefSeq names its product membrane bound O-acyltransferase domain containing 4 (gene MBOAT4). Gene Ontology annotation, biological process: lipid modification; peptidyl-serine octanoylation. Gene Ontology annotation, molecular function: serine O-acyltransferase activity. The coding region runs from base 133 to 1437 and encodes 434 amino acids. The record is from RefSeq and is a predicted model, not a curated record. The transcript is spliced from 3 exons. NCBI's taxonomy places the organism in Eukaryota, Metazoa, Chordata, Mammalia, Dasyuromorphia, Dasyuridae. Gene Ontology annotation, cellular component: endoplasmic reticulum membrane.
UGCUUAUCUCCACUACUCUAGCCUGGCUAUCCAAACCAUAUAUAACACCCUGACACUGAAACUAGAGGUUGCUUAAUUGUGGAGAGGCAAGAAGAAGAGACUAAAGAAUCUGGCCAAUUUCCCCAGUUCCCAAUGGAUGGCCUACCACUGUUUUACUUUCAUCCUGUGACCUUUUACCAAGGGGUUGCUUUUCCCUUUGCUCUUCUUUUUAAUUUUCUCUGUGCUAUGGAUUCUUUCUCCAUUACCGCCCGAUACAUCUUUCUCCUGGUGGGAGGCUGCCUGCUCGCCUGGACGGCCAUGGCCCAGUAUUCAGUGCUGGUCUUCACCCCUGCUGUCUGUGCUGUGGCCCUCUUCCAGUCUGUGAGUCCAGAGAAAGUUCACCGCUGGACACUCUCCUUCCAGAUGACCUGGCAAACCUUUUGCCACCUGGGACUACAUUACACUGAGUACUACCUUCAAGAACCCCCUUGCAUGAGGUUCUGUAUCACCCUUUCUUCCCUCAUGCUCCUGACCCAGAGAAUCACUUGGCUCUCUCUAGACAUCUGUGAGGGGAAAGUGGUGGUGAAGAAAGCCUGGAAAGGCCCCUGUGUCCUGUCAUUUUGUAGCUACCUCCUCUUCUUCCCGGCACUUCUGGGCGGCCCUUUGUGUUCCUUUAAGAGGUUUCAGGCUCGGGUGAGGCAGCCGGAGUCACUGUGGAGGCCGCUGUACCUUGGCCCUACCACCAGGAGGGGCCUGAUGUUCCUGGGGCUGCAGCUGCUUAAAACCUUGGUGAGGGGGAUACUCAGGGCAAGUACCAGCUUGGCCAACUGCCGCCGAUUUGGCUGUGUCUAUGUCAUGUGGACCACGGCUGUGCUCUUCAAACUGAGCUAUUACUCUCACUGGAUGCUGGAUGAAGCCCUCCUCUGGGUAGCAGGCUUUGGGCUGGACUCCAGAGCUCCUCUCCACAGCGAGGGAGAUGUUUCGGACACAGACAUUUGGACCUUGGAGACAACUCACAGGCUCUCCCUGUUCACCAGGACUUGGAACCAGAGCACCACCAAGUGGCUCCGGAGGCUUGUAUUUGAGCGGGCUAAGGCCUGGCCACUGCUGCAGACAUUCGCCUUCUCCGCCUGGUGGCACGGACUCCAUCCAGGUCAGGUCUUUGGUUUCCUGUGCUGGGCACUGAUGGUGGAAGCCGACUACCUGAUCCAUGGCCGUGCCAAGGUGCUGAUCAGAUCCCGGCCAGGGAGGCUGCUCUACAGGAUCACCUCCUGGGCCUACACGCAGCUUAUCAUUGCCUACAUCCUACUGGCAGUGGAGCUUAGGAGCGUCUCUGCACUCCGGCUACUGGGGGCUUCCUACAACAGCCUCUUCCCCCUGGGGUACUGUAUGUUUCUUGCUCUAAUAGCAAGGAAUAAAAAGCAAGCAGGAACCUUACCAGCCUCUUUCACACAAUGAACUGGAUUCUGCCUUGGUGCUGGGGUCCUUGCCCUGUGGGGCAUUAUGGCCUCAUUGGGGAUCAUUUAGAACAUUUUGAUCAGACAAUUGACAAGACAAAGGAAGAGCUACUAUAGCAGGUUCAGUGAGGAUGACCAAAAGCA